ACUGGCAUCCACCGCUCCUGCCUUGCUCUGCUCAGGAAAAGGGCUCACCUCUCUUCUCACACCAAGAUGUCUUGCUACGACCUGUGCCCACCAAGAACCAGCGUGGCCGUCCCCCAGCCCAUCGCUGAGAGCUGCAACGAGCUGUGCGCCCGCCAGUGUCCCGACUCUUCAGCCUUCAUCCAGCCACCGCCUGUGGUUGUCACUUUCCCCGGCCCCAUCCUCAGCUCCUUCCCCCAGCAAGCCGUGGUGGGCUCCUCCGGAGCACCCGCCUUUGGAGGCAACCUGGGGCUGGGAGGCCUCUACGGUGCCGGGGCCACUACUCAGGCCUCAGGGGGCCUCUGCACCUUUGGCAGACCCUACGCUCCUGCCGCCUGCAGCCCUCUGCCUCUGCCCCGCUACAGCCAGAGGCUCUGGAACUCCUGUGCCUCCUGUUAG
This is a messenger RNA of Pezoporus flaviventris, 435 nucleotides long. RefSeq names its product scale keratin-like. Lineage: Eukaryota; Metazoa; Chordata; Aves; Psittaciformes; Psittacidae. The transcript has 2 exons. The coding region runs from base 67 to 435 and encodes 122 amino acids. Gene Ontology annotation, cellular component: intermediate filament. Gene Ontology annotation, molecular function: structural constituent of cytoskeleton. The record is from RefSeq and is a predicted model, not a curated record.